Messenger RNA from Pogona vitticeps (central bearded dragon), 1061 nucleotides. RefSeq names its product integrin binding sialoprotein (gene IBSP). Gene Ontology annotation, cellular component: extracellular region. The record is from RefSeq and is a predicted model, not a curated record. NCBI's taxonomy places the organism in Eukaryota, Metazoa, Chordata, Lepidosauria, Squamata, Agamidae. Gene Ontology annotation, biological process: cell adhesion; ossification; bone mineralization.
UCUCUGUCCCUCGACUCCUUGGAGACCAGCCUUUAACUUCAGGACUGCAAGCUGAAAUCAGAAAAAUGAAGACAGCCCUAGUCUUGCUCUGCCUUUUGGGAAUAGCUUGUGCCUUCUCAGCAAAAAACUUCCAAAGAAGAUUUAAGGCAGAGGACUCAGAAGAAAAUGCAGUAUUCAAGAACAGAUAUAGAUAUUUUCUUCAUAGAUAUCCCUAUCACUACCCAUCUAUGAAAAGAUUUCAGUUCAACAGUGACUCAUCCGAAGAAGGUUAUGGUGGUGAUAGUUCGGAAGAGGAGGAGGAAGAGGAGGAAGAAGAAGGGGGGCAGUCAAACGAAGAAAACACUGGAGAAAACGAAGGUGGAAAAGAGAAUGAGGAGGCAACUGAGGCUCCCAGUGAACCAGGAACUGGAGAUAAGAAGGGUGUCAGUAAUGGCAAACCUCCAAAGCAGGUGCCGGUAAGAAAAGAGCCUCUUCAGAAACCAGGGAAAGAAGGAGGCCCUCAAAAAGUUGAAAAGGACAAAGCUCCGGAAAAAGGCGGGAAAGGGGAAGAAGAAGAAGACAGUGAUGAAAACGAGGAAGAAGAAAACGAAGAAGAAGAAAAGGAGGAGCAGGAGACGGUGGAUGAGAAUGGAAGUGGUGUCAAUGGGACAAGCACCAACAGCACUGCUGAGGAGAACGGAAAUGGAGGCAAUGGAGAAGAGGAGGAGGAAGAAGAAGGGGAAGAAAACGGAGCAACCACUGCUGCUCCAACCACCCUGCUUACCACUGUCAGCCCCACCACAGAGUAUCAGGACCAAUAUGAAACCACCACAGAAGACCAGUGGCAAGGUGAGACCACCCCUGUAGAUCAUCAAUAUGACACCACCAGUGAAGACCCAUGGGCUCAUGAUACCACCACUACCAAUGGGUACGACCAUGGCUAUGAGGCUCAAACAGAUUACUACGGGAGUGAAAAUGGAUACCCUCGAGGGGAUACCUUCAGAACCUAUGAGGAUGAAUAUGGCUAUUAUAAAGGGCAUGGGUAUGAUGUUUAUGGCCAAGAUUACUACUACAAUCAGUGA